This is a messenger RNA of Raphanus sativus (radish), 1165 nucleotides long. Its product is annotated as RNA-binding KH domain-containing protein PEPPER. Lineage: Eukaryota; Viridiplantae; Streptophyta; Magnoliopsida; Brassicales; Brassicaceae. Gene Ontology annotation, biological process: regulation of gene expression. Gene Ontology annotation, molecular function: mRNA binding. The record is from RefSeq and is a predicted model, not a curated record. Gene Ontology annotation, cellular component: cytoplasm; nucleus.
AUGAUAAAUUCCACUAAAAUUCUUAAGACUUUAGUUAAAUCUAUUACAUUAAACUUUUCAAUCCAAUACACAUUCAUAAAUCGUUUUAUCUCUCCCUCGCUCGCUAAUCCUUCCCUUUUAUUGCCGUUUAUAACAUACGCCGUCGCAGACUCCGUUAAGAGAACUUUAAACUUACCAGAGAAUGAGAAUCUCACACCUUCGGAAGUCAGCCCCACCGCAUUGCGUAACGAAAACUCUGGCGCUGCGGAAAGAUGGCCAGGUUGGCCUGGUGAUUGCGUGUUUCGUGUGAUCAUUCCGGUGCAUAGGGUCAGGCUCGGAGCUAUUACCGAACGUCAAGGAUAAUUCAUGAGUAAGUUGUGGCAGGAGACUCGUGCUCGCCCAACUAUCCAAGUCUUCCAUUGUCCCGCUGAGACUCCUGAUUGCCUCGUGAUAAUAUCUGGAAAGGAAAAACCAGAAGCCAACAUGUCCCUGGCAGUGGACGCAGUCGUCAGGGUGUUCAGGCGAGUUUCAAGGUUGCCUGAUAACGAUGAUGACGAUGUUCAAAACGCUGGAAGUGCGUUCUCUUUAGUACGGGCAGUCAAGCUCAUGGUCCCAUGGACGCAGGCGAUCACUUUGGUUGGAAAGCAAGGAUCUGUAAUCAAAUCAAUAGUAGAGAACUCUGGUGCAUCAGUUCGCAUUUUAUCACAAGAGGAAACGCCGUGUUAUGCUGCAAAAGAUGAGAUGAUAGUUGUUUUGAAAGGGGAAGCUUUAAAGAUUGUAAACGUUGAAGCGGUUGUUGGGCACCUAUGGAAAUUUAUAGCUGACCAUUCUGUGAUCCCUCUCUUUGAGAAAGAAUAUCUAGCUAGAGUCUCUCAAAUUCGUCAAGAAGAGGAAGCAUUAUCUGACUAUGCUGAACCGUCAAAUGUAACCGAUUCUGAUUCCUUGCUCUUGGCUGGGAGAGAAGCUCGCGUUCUGGAGCGCAAGAAUUGGAUGGAGUCACGUGUUCAGCCUCGGGAGUUAUUUAAUAUAUUUACGAGAUUUUGAUCCGUGUAAUUGUGCGGAUAUUCAUUUUGUUUUUAUAUAUGUUGAAAUUUUGUUUUUAUAUCUUAGUGAUAUAGUUAUAAACAUUAACUAUAUUUUCAAAUGAAUAUAUAUCAUUUUCAAUUUAAUAAUGUUAUGGUUUACA